GACGAACGCCAGUAUGGAGGUCCCUUCCUUCGAAUUUUUCCUUGACGAAGAGAGAAUCGAGGAAUGUGCUUACCAACUCCUCUCCAGGAUACGAGCCUCCUGGUCCCCAACUGAGCUCAGAUUUAAGACAUUUACAGAUGGCAUAACAAACAAACUUAUUGGAUGCUGGAGUGAGAAAAAUCCUAAAGACAUAGUUUUAAUCAGGAUUUAUGGAAAAAAUACUGAUCUUAUAAUUGAUAGAAAAGCUGAAACAAGAAAUUUUAAGUUACUACAAAAAUCAGGCUAUGCGCCCCAAUUAUAUGCGAUUUUUGGAAAUGGAUUAGCAUAUGAAUAUAUUCAUGGGGAAAUUCUAACGUUGGAAACUGUUCGAGCUCCUCAUAUUUACCCCCUUAUUGCUACUAUGCUUGCAAAAGUUCAUAAAGUUAAUAAUCAAGAUUCUCGCAAACCUCAACUAUGGCAUUUGCUGAAGCAAUAUUUGAAACUUGUGCCAAAAACCUACUCAAAUCCUGAAAAUCAACGUUUAUAUGCUGAGAAAUUUCCUGAUGGUAUUGAGCCCUUAUAUUCAGAAGCAUUAUCUUUUGAAGAGAAAUUGAGUCAUUCUUCAUGUAAAGUGGUGUUUUGUCAUAAUGAUCUUCUGCUCGCAAACAUUAUACACGACCAAGGAAAAGUUACUUUCAUAGAUUAUGAGUAUGCUGGUUGUAAUUACCAGGCUUAUGAUAUUGGAAAUCAUUUCACAGAGUUUGCGGGUGUUUCUUCUGUAGAUUAUUCAAAUUAUCCUUCAUCUGACUUUCAACAUGCUUGGCUUAAAAUUUAUCUUAAGGAGUUUAAUUCCAAUGGAAAUUGUACUGCCGAAGUUACAGAUGAGGAAAUUGAAGAACUAUACAUACAAGUCAAUAAAUUUGCUCUUGUUGCUCAUUUGAUGUGGGCAAGUUGGGCUUUAGUUCAGGCUGAACUCUCAUGUAUAGAUUUUGACUUUAUUAGUUAUGCUGCUACACGAAUGGAAGAGUUAUUCUGCAAGAAAGAAAAGUUUUUAUCUUUAUAAAUUUUAUGUGUAAAGUUAUGUGUUUUAGAUUAAUAAUUAUAUCAAGUGGGCGCAUGUGUUUAUAUUUGCAUAUAUUAUCCAAUAUAUAUUUUGGUAUUGAUUUGAUAAUGUUUAAGUUGAUUCUAAUUAAUUUUUACAAGUUACUGAGAUUAUUAAUGUUUUGUUUUCAGUUUUUGAAAAUAACUAAUUUUAUUAAAAUAAUUAUUUAAACCUAUUUAAUAAUUUUUAGAAUAUUUAUUAAUUUAUUUUCCUGUGAUGUAUGUAAGUAACAAACUUUACGAAAAUUUGUAAAAAUAUAUAUUAAUUCACUUUGUCUAUUCUGUUGUUUGUUUCUCACAUUUUGUUCACAUUAAUUCUAGUCUUAUUUUCUAAAUUAUAAAUGAUCAAAAUUUUAUGUGCUGAGCAAAUUAUUGGAAUAUAUUGUGCAUAUUUGAAUUGUUUGAAUAUAUUGUGUAUUCAUAUUAAAAAAAUAUGGAUAUAUAUGGAUGUAUGUACAUUGUGUAUAAUGCACUUUCAAAUGUAAUAUAAAUGUAUGACAAUAUAUAACAUAAUAUAAUUGUAUGACAGUUGUGAUCGAUAUACUUUAUUUAUAAAAUAUUAUAGUUAUUAUUGUUGUAAGGUUUUACUUGUUUAGACAAAACUGAAGUGUAUACCGUUCCCAGUUUUGUAACCUCCUCCCCAUACAUCAAUGCACAUUGUAAUCAUUCCUAACCUUAAAUAAUCAUAUGUAUUUUCUGUAAAUACUGUUUAGAAUAUUUAUUAAUUUAUUAGACUAUGUUGGUAUUCAAAAUGUGAUGAUUUAGAUUACUAGGAGUUGAUUAAAAAUAAAAUUUAUAUUCAAAGAAUUCAUCAUUCCCCCCUCUCAAAAAAAACUUUGGUACUUUUCAUAUAAAAUUCUAUGAUUACCUAGUUCUAACUUAUAAUUUUGAUUUACAGAGUUUUUGUUGGCACUAAGCGAAAUAUAAUGUCAAUUAUUACAUACAAUAUAUUUGAUUAUGGUAAGUUAAAAUAAGACUGGUAAUCCAUACCCAGUAUUCCUACCAAAUGUUAAAAAUUGAUUCUUCAAAUAACUUAGUGAAGUUUGCUUUUGGGACCAAAUCUAUAAUGGUGUGGAGUUGAUGGUACAACUAGAAUUAUGAUGAUCAGUCAAACAUUUAAAGUUUAUUUAUUAUUAUUGACCUCUGGAUUAACUAGCAACUAAAAACUAAAAACUAGCAAUUAGCAACCAUUCAGAGACUGGCACUUAUUAGGGUUACAAAGGCCUACAGAAUGGUCUCCUAAGAAGUGGUACAGAUGCUAGCUGGGGAAAUGCCCCUGGACUUGAUUCUGAGGGAAGACGCCAUUAAGUUCGAUGCCAAAAGACACAGGCUAAGAUCACUCAUGGAAGGACUACGACAGAGGGCAGAAGAAAGAUCAAGGAAUAUGAAGACGGUGUUAAGGGAGGAUUCACUCGAGGAGUGGAACAGGUGGUGGAUGACAAUAGAGAAGGGAUCAACCCUCAGGAAAUUUUUUCCCAACGGUCAUUCAAGAUUAGAGGCAAGGCGGGUCCAACCUGACUACUGGUUUCAAAUCCUCACAGGGCAUUGGCGGGUUUAGAGAUAAAUUGAAUAAGCAUGGAAAGAAUAUUGACCCUUGGUGCCCUACAUGCAGGGUUUCUGAAACAGCGGAACACGCCCUGCUGACAUGCGUAAAACUGGACCAACAACGAUCCUGGCUGUACUGGAAAGCUGGGAUAUAUAAUCUUGGAGAAGAAGAUCUCGCAGGACUGAUGGCAGAGGAUAACUACCCUCACUUCAUGGAGAACGUGAGGAGGUGGAAGGAAGUGGUUGGCCCUAUGCACUUCAAUUAGGGGAUAGAGUGCCUGGCAGAGGAAGGGGAAGGACUGGCACUACAAAGGCCAAUGAACCCAGAGGUAGACCCAGGAGAAAAAGAUAGAAAAAAAAAAUUAAAUAAAUAAAAAAAAAAGAAAGAAGAAAUGUAGCCACAUCAGAAGCCGCGUAACGGCCUACACCACAGAGUCCCUGUUUUUGUUGUUCCUAAAUAUAUAAACGAAAUAAAGAGAGUUGUAUCGGUGACAGUGGCAAGCGCAGAUCCCAUGUGCAAUACCUUUGUUGCUGAAAAACCCGUAUGCCAGUAAUGGCUAGGUAGGGUGAAAAAAAAAAUGACCUCUGGUUAAUUUGACUUUGUGCUUUUGGUAUUAUUAUGAUGUAGGAACAGAAUAUCUCAAGAGACAUGACAAUCUUGGGAAAAUCUAGCAUUAGGCGAUUGGUUUCAAAAUAAAACUAUUAAAUGGCUCCUAUCGCUAAAACUUACUAUUUUAAUUCCAUAUUAGAAUAUAAAUACCAUGGACACACGUAAAUGCCAACCUAAAGAUCUAAUCCAGAAGGAAGAAAUAAAAUUGUACUGGUAUCAGUCAUUUAUAACUGACCAUACUGUAAUCCACAACAGACCAGAUAAAGUGUUAAUAUGAGGAAUUAAUAUUAGGAAGCUAAUAAUAUGAGGAAAGCUGAAAUAAUAGGUAUCGCUUUGUCAAACAAUGGAAACACUAAGUCAGUCUGUCUGGAAAAAAAAUUGGAAAUAUCAAACUCUAGCAGCUGAGUUGAAAGACCUAUACAGACUGAAAGUUUUUAAGUUACUGUCUGACUAAGCCUUAGUGAUCUCAAGCAAUGGUCUGAUACUAGUAAGAAGUUGGCCCUCUCAACAGCCAUUAUUAUAAAUGAAGCGCAGAAGCUGUGCUGCUCAAUACUACGAGGAUUGUAAGAAUUAUUCCUCAAUAUACAAUUGUUAUAUAAAAACAAUCUGACUUGUAAUGGUUGAAGUUUACUCUUCCCCAUUCCAUGAAAAUACCUCUUAUUGAAAAUUUUAAAAUAUUGAAUACAUUAAACAGAUAAAACAAUAUGUGAAUAGUAUGUGGCAUAUUCAUUUAUAUAUUAUAUGUUCUAAAUGUGUAUGAACUUUCAUUGUGUUUAAAUGUAAUGAAUCUAAUCCUAGUGUCUUUAGUGUUUCAUAAGUAUUAUUGUUAUGUCUGAAGUAUUGUUAUUAUUGGAAUGUCU
Molecule: messenger RNA, 4095 nt
Organism: Nezara viridula (southern green stink bug)
Lineage: Eukaryota; Metazoa; Arthropoda; Insecta; Hemiptera; Pentatomidae
Source: the annotation of a GenBank genome assembly